This is a messenger RNA of Nicotiana tabacum (common tobacco), 662 nucleotides long. Lineage: Eukaryota; Viridiplantae; Streptophyta; Magnoliopsida; Solanales; Solanaceae. The record is from RefSeq and is a predicted model, not a curated record.
AACAUCGGAUCAAUUGUCUAUAGAAAUGAGAACAUCAAGAAAGGUGCAGAAGUGGGGAAAGAGUGGCUGAAUGAUAUGCAUAUGGGAGUCUCUCUGCAGGAAUAUUACAACCCCAAUCAGUCUAUGUUGGAAUUGGUAUUUGCACCUGCAGAAGAGUGGAUAAAUCGCAGUGACUCAGAAAUUAUUGAUGCUACAAUGAAGGAACUAGCAAAACUUUUCCCUGAUGAAAUUUCGGCAGAUCAGAGCAAAGCAAAAAUAUUGAAGUAUCAUGUUGUCAAAACUCCAAGGUCUGUUUAUAAAACUGUGCCAGGUUGUGAACUCUGUCGGCCCUUGCAAAGAUCUCCUAUUGAGGGGUUUUAUUUAGCUGGUGACUACACGAAACAGAAGUACUUGGCUUCAAUGGAAGGUGCUGUCUUAUCAGGAAAGCUUUGUGCCCAAGCUAUUGUACAGGAUUACGAGUUACUUCUUGGCCGGAGCCAGAAGAAGUUGGCAGAAGCAAGCGUAGUUUAGCAUAGUGAACUAAAGUGUUGCUUCUGAAUACUAAAUUUAAGAUGAAGGCGGCCACACUGAAUUAGCGUUGUACACAACAUAUACAAGCACAGUACAACAUUGAACCCAAAUACGAGAAAUGUUACACAAAAUAUGUGCUGCUUUCCCUCCGA